CAUCCACAAAAAUAUUAUUCAAUUAAAAAUAAUAAAAAAUUGAAAUAAAAUUUUAAAAUAAUAAAAAUUAUAUUUUAAUUAGUUUUUAAAUUAUACAAAACUAAAACCUAGAAAACUUAAAACAUUAAUCUGAAACUAUAAUCAAAUAAACAAAAUUCUUUGUUUUUUUCCUUCUAAGUUCUUGUUCAUCUACUUAUUCUUCUUCUUCUUCAAGGAAGCUUGGAGGGAGGCGACUAGUGAGGUGGCUGGCUGGCAGAGAGGCUCACAGACCCCAACGUCGAACGCCUAUCUUCCCCUACCUCGACACCAGUUCUGGUUCCCUUUGUCCCCAACCCCGACCUAGAUCGACAUCCACCUUCAGCGUGCAUCCUUCUUCCCCAACCUCCUCCGCUUGGGACCCAGAUCGACCUCCACCUCUAGCGCCUUUCUUCCCCAACCUAGACCCGAUUUGGCCCUUGUGUUUGACGACCCCUGAUCUAUUUGACAGAGCUGCUGGGUGGAUCGGUCUAGGGCAGUGGAUCUAGGCUCAGAGACGAAGGUAGAUCUGGAUAUUGAGCUGGGCAUUGAUUUUUUUCCCUAGAUCUGAAUAUCUUGUUGUUGUUGUUCCUUUGCUUACUAUUAGUAUUUUUUUUAUUUGUAUUUAUUCUUUAGGCUAUAUUUGUUUGAAGGAUAUGAGGUUUUUGGGUUGGUGUCGAUGACUUUAAGAGUUAUAUGUAUUUGAUUUUUCUGUUUUGUAGUUCUGCAUGUGUCUAAUUGGAUUUAGUUUUUUUUGCAUUUGUAGUUUUGAUUUAGUUUUGCAUUUGUAGCAUUGAUUUCAUUUUUUUUUACUUUGUUUAAUUUUUGAUUUAGUAUUUUAGAUAAAAAGUUUUAGAUUUUUUUAAUUAAAUUAAAAAUAUUUACAUUUUUUAUAUUAUUUAUCUUAUUUUAAAUUAAAUUUAUUUUUAUUUGAAAAUCUAUUUUUAGUAAAUUAAUUAAUAAAAUUCAAGGGCAUUUUGGUUAUAUUCAAAAAUUGUUUAAUCAAAAUUGGUUUCAGGGUAUCAUUUUAAUCUAUUUUACAAAAUAUAGAGUCUGGUUUGUCAUUUAAUAAAAUAUAGAGGCCGAUCAAGUAUUCAAGUAAAACACAGAGCUAAACUGAUAUUUUCUAAAAAAUAAAAAAAAUUAACAAAGUAAAGCAUAUUAAGUUAUCAAAAUAUGCCUUGAGUUAAAUAAUCUCUAAUCUAAUCCCAAUGUGGUUUAACUAGUAUGUAAUGGGCCUACACUAUUGGUAUCAGAAGGCCUAAGAGAAAAAGUCAGGGGAUAGAGCAAAUUGCCAAAAAUAAGCCGAAAACAAAAAAGCCAACCAUGUUCCCAUCUGUCUCUUACCACAGUACGAGAAAAAGGUACAAGAAAAGCUAGCCUGUAACCUUACUAAAAAGUCUAAUAGUAAGAUAACAAAGAGGUGUACAUACUAAAAAAAUUUACAAUAAAAACAAUCCAAAAAGAACAAAAGCGUGUAAAAUGGUAAGCCAUUAGGCAUGGAGGACUACUCGGAAACGUAGCUUUUCUCACCUCUAAAACCAUUCUCUGUUCUUACCAUUUUCCCUUGCGGGUCCUUACCUUCCAAUAUUUUCUCACCUACCAAUCACCACCACCCUUUUGCUUGCUUCUUCUUCUUCAACCCGGCCAGCCACCGUCUCACCUUCUUCCCCCUCUUUCUCUCUGACCAUCUAUCUCUGAUAUUUGUCGACUAUUCAUUUAUCUGUUGAUUCUAUUUUUCUUUCUAAGUUUCUAUUCAAUCACAUAGAUCUUGGGAAAUACUCAAUUUUCGUGAUUCAACAAGUCAUAUGUAGUUAUAUAUUUUUGUAAAGAAAAGACCCAAUAACGAAUGCGUCAGAGCAACUGAAAAAAAAGUUACAGAGAUGGAGAUCGAGAUUGGGAGAGGGGGGAGAGAAAUAGUUGCCUUAAGUAUGUAAAAAAUACAUGCACAAAAUAUCACUGGGGCUUACCAGGACCAGUGAGCUCUAAAGGGAUAUUUUAAGAAGAAGAAGAAGAAGAAAAGUGUGAAGCGUGUGAGACAUAGAUAAUAAGGCUGGGCCAAGUUUUGGGAUUUGGGUAUCGAUUAUUUUUAGUUUUUUUUUUGUAAUGACACCCCACAACAACGGCGGUGCACAGAGCGAAGGUGGGUCAUCUGGUUCAAGCGGAGGAAGAUGUGUCAGUGGGCCAGACGGGGCCAUUUUGAAGAAAGGACCAUGGACAGCGGCGGAGGAUCAUGUUCUGAUGGAGUACGUGAAGAAACACGGCGAGGGGAACUGGAAUUCGGUUCAGAAGUAUUCUGGGCUCAACCGUUGUGGCAAAAGCUGUCGUCUCCGGUGGGCCAACCAUCUCAGGCCAAACUUGAAGAAGGGUUCCUUUACCCCUGAGGAAGAGAAACUCAUUCUCGAACUUCACGCCAAGUACGGCAACAAAUGGGCUCGCAUGGCCGCCCAGUUGCCUGGACGAACAGACAACGAAAUCAAGAACUAUUGGAACACAAGGGUGAAGAGGCGCAAACGACAAGGGUUACCUCUUUAUCCAAACGACAUUCAACACCUCUCUCCGACGAGCUCACUCACCCCUGUAAUCCAAUCUCCAACGACACCAACCACGCCGUCGUUUUCCUUUCAGAGCCAGAACCAUGUCCCGUUCUCUCCCACUCCACCGCCGCAUUCUCCCAUGUCUUCUCCAAUCCAACCCUUCCCCAAUUUGACCUCCCCUUCCUCCUUCGAACACAACAACUCUUCUUUCACUUUCUCAAGCCCUUCCUCAUUCACUUUCCACCGACCCGUUCCCGUUCUCGGAGCCCCGGUUCGUUUCAAGUCGUUUCGCGACUCAACUGGGUCUGGGUUCUCUCUCCCGACCCAACAAAGCCCUUCUCCCCCUCUCGGCCAGUACACGCCGAACCAGUCGACCGGUUCUGCUUGUUUUCAGUUUCCGUUGACUUUCGACCCCACUUUGCCUCAAAAUAUUGCCACCCAUUUCGACUCUGAGCACAUGGGUUCUUCUGGUUCUAUCCGCUCGGUGAAGUCGGAGCUCCCUUCAAGCCAAUUUACCCAAAUUCAUCCCGAAAUUACGUGUGAUAAUAACAAUAACAGUACUAAUACUAAUAUUAAUAAUUGUAACACCAAGGUUAUAAGCUCGGCAACAACCCAGAGAAAUGGUGGGUUGCUGGAGGACCUUUUAGAGAACCUGUUGGAGGAAGCCCAGAGGUCUGUUGUGAGCUCUGCAGAAACCGUGCCAAAGGAAGAGUCUAAAGACCAGGUUGAUUGCUUGCCAGACGAAUUAUCGAAGCUGUUAAAUUUCGUCCCUGGUAAUCUUCAGGCUCCAGAAUGGUAUAGUGAUAGCAGUGAAAUCUCCAAUGGUGAAUCUUUAGGUGUCACAGAUCAUAAUCUUUGUCUCGACAUGCAGCAUUUAGCUUCACUCUUCCCUAUCGCCUCUGCAGCUGAUUAUGGGCAAAACCCUGCCUCUUGGGACAACUUGCCUGGCAUUUGCAAAGGGUGGUUCAAAAAUAAUUGAAUGAGAAUGAAACCUAUUAUAUUUAUUGAAUAAAAUACAAUAUUUUGAAUGUUAAUAAAUACAAGCAAGGCUUGAUCAAUAAAAGAUAGUCUGAACAUGAACGAGUGUACAUACGUUGUCAGCAUAACAUGACCGUCUCUGUCCAUGGAAUACAUCAUCAUCUUUAUUGUUAUUUGGUAAAGAGCCAAAUAUAGAGUUAUGUUCCUUCACAAAUUUCUUUAUGUGUUUGCUUUAUAUAUGGUUGAAGACCAUGACAUUUAUACAUUAAAGGCUAGGCAGAUCUUUACUUGUUAAAUAUGAAUAUCCUUCUCUUA
This is a messenger RNA of Humulus lupulus (European hop), 3845 nucleotides long. Its product is annotated as transcription factor MYB97-like. The transcript is spliced from 3 exons. Bases 2122 to 3531 code for a protein of 469 amino acids. The record is from RefSeq and is a predicted model, not a curated record. Lineage: Eukaryota; Viridiplantae; Streptophyta; Magnoliopsida; Rosales; Cannabaceae.